AUGAACGUUUUUAAAGAUUUAGGAUACCUUAAUACAUGCUUAUUAUCCCCUGAGGUUCAAGAGUUUGAACCCAUUGCAGAGGAUAUUUUGACAGACGAAGACCUGCUAGACCUCUUCCGCAUCAUUAAACAAGUCUUGCGAAAGACGCCAACACCAGAGAAGCUUGCCAGGCUAUUCUAUUGCCUAUGUUACGCACUAAGUGAUCAUAUCAAGUUUAUUAAACCAGCCCAUGAAGACCGAAUUAUCUUUUGCGACGAGGUUUCUGAUGUAUACUGCGUGAGACUACCUGCAAGUGUCUCUUGUUGCCAAGACGAGAGCAACCUUCAGCGAUGGUUGGACUCUUCAUCAUCUGUAGCCUCAUCAUCGUCCCCAAGCUACAACAUGCUCCUUCAAGCAACAUACCGCCCGUCCUUCCGUCCAGCGUAUACAACACUGCCCCAUAACUUUGGUACACCCUUUUCAUCACACUCUACCUUGUCUGCGACUGAUUUCGUAGCUUGUGGUCAUCAGACUGAUAUUAUUGUGGAACCUCAGCAACGCGGAUUUUAUUACCAAGGAGAUCGUAUCAACCGCGAACCAGCUCUACUUCAACGAUAUGCCGAACAGGGCAUUCUCACACAGGCAUCCCUUUUGCGCAAGCGUAAGCGACAUUCGACAGAUUCAAUACAGGAAAACGCACCCAUAAAGAAACCCAAAAUCCCACACAGACAUGGUGAUUUUGAAUCAAGACGCGAUGAUAUUAUUAAUCGUCUACGGAUGAUUUCGUUUAAAGACCUUGAACAAAAAGCAAGCAGAAUGCCGCAACCAUUUACGUUUGCGAUUGAACAAACAUAUAUUGCACCUGUCGAUCCAUUUAUAACAGAUGAACAACGAAAGAAGCUGCUACAGCCCGCGCUUCGUAUACUUACCGACCACUCAAACAAGAAGCCACACCUAGAUAAUGGAAUGAAUCAAAAUGGCAUUUAUUACAAUAUAGACUAUUUUCAGUUAUACCUUGCUUUUGAGCAGUUUCAACGUAUUUUUGCUAUUCUCUUUCCCAAAGAAGUCAUUCCUAUAUCCAAGGACAACAAAGACCAUGAUCGAAAUGCCAACAUGAAGGCGUAUCGACCAUGGAUUGAGCCGCUGCUGACGGAUUCUAAUUGGGCAGCGUUCAGAAGGAACAUUGUCGUAGGCGAACGUAUGAUGCAGUUGGCAAAAUCAGUCGGACAAGGUGUCCUUUUGAUCACAAAGGAGCUCAGUGGCUCUAAACUGCACUUGACUUUUACAAAUAGCGAAUGGGACGAGUUCAUCAAUGGACUGAACAGUGGAAGAUGGGAUGCUACCAUCGAUUGGUCCAAAGUGCCGAAUGUGGACCAACUUCAACGACAGCAACAGCAGGACUGCUGCUCUUCCUUACUUGUAACUGAGUUACAAGAAAAAUUUGCUACCCCUUAUUGGUUCGAACCUGAUGGCACGCUUGUUUCGACAAAUCACCGAAAACAUGUUACUGUAGCAACCCAGCAGCAACGAGUGAACCUCUCUUCUUUUUAG
This is a messenger RNA of Rhizopus microsporus ATCC 52813, 1530 nucleotides long. RefSeq lists its product as uncharacterized. The record is from RefSeq and is a predicted model, not a curated record. Bases 1 to 1530 code for a protein of 509 amino acids. NCBI's taxonomy places the organism in Eukaryota, Fungi, Mucoromycota, Mucoromycetes, Mucorales, Rhizopodaceae. The transcript is spliced from 2 exons.